Messenger RNA from Psammomys obesus (fat sand rat), 854 nucleotides. It is a transcript of the gene Prss57, whose product is annotated as serine protease 57. NCBI's taxonomy places the organism in Eukaryota, Metazoa, Chordata, Mammalia, Rodentia, Muridae. The record is from RefSeq and is a predicted model, not a curated record. The transcript is spliced from 5 exons. The coding region runs from base 1 to 816 and encodes 271 amino acids. Gene Ontology annotation, molecular function: serine-type endopeptidase activity. Gene Ontology annotation, biological process: proteolysis.
AUGGUGCCCAGGACAGGAGGUUGGGACUGCCUGCUGCUGACGGUGGCGGCUGCCCUGACCCAGCUCGUGGGGUCCCCUGGUUGCUUCGGAUCCCAGAUUGUUGGAGGUCAUGAGGUGAUUCCACAUUCCCGGCCCUACAUGGUCUCUGUGAGCUUCGAGGGCCAUCACCACUGCGGAGGCUUCCUGCUCAGUGCCCGCUGGGUGGUGUCAGCUGCCCAUUGCUUCAGGGACAGGGACCCCUCCACCAGCCUGGUGGUGCUCGGGGCCCACGCCCUGCUCAGCCCGGAGCCCACACAACAGGUAUUUAGCAUUGCAGCUGUUGCCAGGCACCCCAGCUUCCAGCCUGCCACACAGGCCAACGACAUCUGUCUGCUACAGCUGAAUGGCUCUGCUGUCCUGGGCCCUGCUGUGAGGCCAUUGCGAUUGCCACGGAGAGGUGCCAGGCCACCCUCAGCAGGCACGCGUUGCCACGUAUCCGGCUGGGGCUUCGUGUCUGACUCCGAGGCUCCUCCCCCCGGCCUGAUGGAAGCAGAUGUGCGAGUACUGGACCUGAGCAUCUGCAACAGCUCCUGGCAAGGCCUGCUGAGUCCCGCCAUGCUCUGCACCCAGAGCGGGGACCGCCGGUGGCGUGGUUUCUGCUGGGCAGACUCUGGGGGGCCAUUGGUCUGUGGAAGCCGGGCCCACGGCCUUGCCUCUUUCUCAGGCCUCUGGUGUGGUGACCCCAAGACCCCGGAUGUCUACACUCAAGUGUCAGCAUUUGUGCCCUGGAUCUGGGAUGUGGUUCGGGGAAGUUCCUCCCCUGGUUCUGCGGAAUGAUCUGUGAGGGCUGUUUGACUCUCAGCCCCCUGCUGGGA